Raphanus sativus (radish) is the source of this 2289-nucleotide messenger RNA. Its product is annotated as pentatricopeptide repeat-containing protein At4g16470. Gene Ontology annotation, molecular function: protein binding; RNA binding. The record is from RefSeq and is a predicted model, not a curated record. The transcript has 2 exons. NCBI's taxonomy places the organism in Eukaryota, Viridiplantae, Streptophyta, Magnoliopsida, Brassicales, Brassicaceae. Gene Ontology annotation, biological process: RNA modification. The coding region runs from base 206 to 1756 and encodes 516 amino acids.
AAAAUCGAGAAAUGUAAGGAAUUGCAAUUUGUUCUCCCGGAGACGAUCGAUCCGAUCAUUCAGUCUCAUUGGUGAAGCCCUCCCUCUUCUUCUUCUUUGUCGGGGGAUUGGGGAGAUCGAGUACGACAGGGGUCUGUUCACUAUCGUCACUGGACCAGAGCGGCUCAAGUGAGUUAUCCUCAUCAGUCAUCUCCUCCUCUCGGGAAUGUUGGUUUCAAAACAGAGAAGGUUAAUAUCGUCUUCUCUCUAUCAAAAGUCCAAGUCUUGCUUCUCUUCCUCCUACUCAAUCACGAUGGUUUCAGCUCAACAGUUAAAUCCGGUGGAGUCUGAUUCUGAUUCCGAUUCCAGCGAGGUGUCUGGUCCUAAGUUUCCCGCCAAAGCCACGGCUUUACUACGCCGGAUGCUCGCUGAGAAUAAAAUUCACAGCUUUCAGGUAGAACAACAUCAUAGAAAGAAACACCAGCCUGACAACAAGACGUUACGAGGACUCUGCAUCACCGGGAGAUUGAAAGAAGCCGUUGGACUGUUAUGUCGCCGCAGCAGCAGCAGCGGGUCACACCUCGAGUCCGACACUUACUCUCUCAUCUUACAGGAAUGCAUAGAUAGGCGUGAAUACACCAAAGGGAAACGACUACACGCUCACAUGGUCGUCGCGGGGUUUGCUCCGAAUAAGUUUUUGAAAGUCAAGCUGUUGAUACUUUACGCCUUGUCAGGGGAUCUUCGAACGGGUUGGAUUCUCUUUCGCGGUUUGGGAAAGUCGAAGAGUUUGGUCUCUAGGAACGCGAUGAUCUCGGGGUGCGUUAAAAAGGGUCUCGAGCAAGAAGGGCUUUUAUUGUAUUACGAGAUGAGAUACUGUGGUGUGGUUCCUGAUCAGUAUACUUUCUCCUCCGUGUUUAGAGCGUGUUCUGCGUUAGCGUCGCUUGAACACGGGAUGAGAGCUCAUGCUGUGGUGGUAAAGACUCGUCACAAGUCGAAUAUUAGAGUCAAUGGUGCUCUUGUCGAUAUGUACUUCAAGUGCAGCAGUGUCUCUGAUGGGGGCAGAGCGUUUGAUCAGUUUCUCGAUAGGAACGUGGUGACGUGGACCUCGUUGAUGUCUGGUUACGGGUAUCACGGACGAGUCUCGGAGGUGUUGAGGUGCUUUGAGAAGAUGAAGGAAGAGGGGUGCAGACCCAACUCCGUUACUUUUCUGGUUGUUCUCACUGCGUGUAGCCAUGGAGGUUUGGUUGAGGAAGGUAGGGAGCAUUUUGAGUCUAUGAAGAGGGAUUACGGGAUUAGACCCGAGGGACAGCACUAUGCAGCUAUGGUAGAUAUCUUAGGGCGUGCCGGUAGGUUACGAGAGGCGUACGAGUUUGUAUUGAAGUCACCGUGCAAGAAACAUGCUCCGGUUUGGGGUUCUUUGCUUGGAGCGUGCAGGAAUCAUGGGAACGUGGAGCUGCUAGAGCUCGCAGCUACUAGAUAUUUCGAGUUGGAUCCGACGAACGGGGGGAAUUACGUGGUGGUUGCCAAUGGAUACGCGAGCUGUGGAAUGUUGGAUGCUGCCUCGAAGUUUAGGAGGAGAAUGGAGAACGCAGGAGUUAAAAAAGAUCCGGGUUUUAGCCAGAUCGAAUUGCAAGGUCAAGUUCAUAAGUUCAUGAGGAACGACACGUCUCAUAGACUCUCUCGAAAGAUACACGAGAAGGUCCAAGAGAUGGCUUCUCUGUUCAUGGAUGUUGAUUACUAUGAUCCAGAUGACUUGGACAAUAGUUGUCCUCUUUAAUACAUUGUUUGGCGUCUGGUCUUUGAUUUUUGUGACCAAACCGACUUGCAUUUAAGCUGAAAGGAACCUGUGUCCAAUUGAUUGAUGUAGGAGUUUCUCUCAUAGCGAACCGUGUGAUGAUGGAGAAGUGCUAGUCUCUGGAAAAUCUGUCGUGGUCGAGUUUUGAUUUGGAUGGCUAACAUACUAUUUGGCUGGAAGCAUGAAGUUUAUGUGAAGUAAGAAUGGUGGUCUGAGUUCUGAUUCAGUGGAAGCUCAGUUUGAUAAUGAAUGUGAUUUGGUAUUGAUGGAAAACUCAUUUCAUAGGCGAAUGCAAAUAUUUCUCUGUACUCAUUUCAAAAGCGACGGCACGUAAGAAAAGUGAGAAGAUGGGUUCAAAUGUCACUUGAGUCUGCCACCGUGGUUACAGUAAUCGUCAGUCGAUUCUUUUUUCUAAAUAUGUAAUUCAUCCUUUUUGUUAUUUUCAUACUAACUUAAUAUUUUUUUCACACGGAUUAUUUAUUUUAAUAUUUAUAUACGUUAGAUUGAAUUACAAA